Papilio machaon (common yellow swallowtail) is the source of this 2571-nucleotide messenger RNA. RefSeq lists its product as uncharacterized. The record is from RefSeq and is a predicted model, not a curated record. Bases 94 to 2571 code for a protein of 825 amino acids. The transcript has 22 exons. Lineage: Eukaryota; Metazoa; Arthropoda; Insecta; Lepidoptera; Papilionidae.
UCGUUUUUAAAAUAUUUAUCAAAUAUACUCAAAUCAAGGCAAGACGUGAAUCAAAUGUUAAUUUAAAUACAUCGACGAUAAAUCAAAGACAAUAUGACAGCGACAGCCUCGUCAAGUCAAGAGCAAGCUGUCGUGCUCGACAUCGGAGCAAUGAUCGACCUGGCCAUCGGCACACCAGAGGUUGGUGUCGUAGACUUCGGUAUGCUACAAAUAGUGCUACACUGCUUGGCACAACAGAUACGUAUGCAAGACAAGCACGUCGAACUGCGAGGGGAUUCAGAUAUGCUGCCCGUUGGGAGGGACUAUGUACGCACGGUGUCCAUCACAGAAUAUGCCGUGGACACUGAAGGGAACAAGACACAAGAGAUUGAUCCGCGUGCAGCUCCAUCACCUGAUAUACCAAAAACUGAAAGUAUCUUCUUAGUGGAACGCUUGAAAAAAUCCGAAGUCGCGGAUCGAUCGAAGAAAGUUGAACAAGCACAGGUGGUGGGACCGUCAUUAUCUCGCAAAUUAAAACCCGAGGAGCCACCAGAGCCACCUGUCGAAGAACAAGCGCCGCCAGAGCCAGCCCCGCCGCAGGAACCGCCAGCUCCAGUACGCAGCCAGCCUGCCUCCAUAGAGCGCCUAUCACUUGUCACUCUCAGCAAGUUCAAUGUACUCGAAAAUACCGUAGAAGAUCUCAAAAAUCGAGUCUACGGCAGCAUGCCGAAAAACGAAGAAAUCUUGGAAGAAGUUCGAUCUCAAACAAACCUUAAAGCCAUAACGGACAUGUGGACAUCACUUAAUGUGUCUUCGCGGCUCGAAGCCGCCGAGGCCGGCAUCGCCAAGCUCAGCUCUCUCGUGGAAGAUCUCAUCGCUGACUCUAACGCCCUACAGGAAGCUUUGAAAGAACGAAAACUCAGUGCAGAAAGCCCACCACCCCAGCCAAGUCCCCCGGUUGCAGAGCCCCCGCCACCGCCGCCGCCCCCCGCGCCUAUUCCCACGCCCGAUCCAGCUCCCACUCCUGAACCAGUCUCAGUACCUGAAACUGCAACUAGUGCUCCCGGCUCCGCUGGCGUUUCCACAGCUGGCUCGGCAACCGUAACACCACCUGCUUUCCCUAGGGUGGGCUCUAUUUCGCCGCAAAUCAACGAAUUACGUGCAAUGAUACAGCAAGUAAAAACUGAUCUUGAUAAUAUGGCUAAAGAGUUUGUUGAAGCAAUGGCAGAUUUGCGUCCGGAGCAUCCUGUCACAAUGCCGCCGUCGUUGCCUGUACUGCCGCCAGCGCCUAUAGAAGUGGCACCACCACCAGUCAUUAAAGAAGAGAUGGGAAUUCCGCUUGCUGAACUCUUGGGCAAGAUAUGUUUAGUGGAGGCUAAAUUGAAGGAAUGCUGUGAAUCAGUCAAGAAACAAGAAGGGAUUAUUAGUGAUCACAUAAAUUCAUUCCAAGAUCAAAUAGAGCAUCUAUCGAGACAAGUAGCAGGGAUGCAGGAAUCAACAGGAAGUAAGGUGCCAUUGGAAAAUGCGCCUGACCUGCAAGGGUUAAUGAAGUUGUACCAGACCGUACAAGACAUGAAGGAAGAACUGAAGCUUGUGCACGAAACGGCUCUGCAUUUGGCCUCCGAAAAAGAAGACCGGCAGGACCGUAUAAACGCAAUAAUCGAACAAAUAGAAGUACUUAAGACGAUAAAGUUAGACCGUGACGACAUGACGGAAGCGAUGGCGGAGAAGGCGGACCUGCGGCUGCUUGCGCGCAAGGUGUCGCACGACCAAUUCGAGCUGGCUUGUGAUGACCUGUCCAGAGGUCUGGACCACGCUCUCGGGAAACUUAAUAUGCAGGAAGCGCUGUGGCAACAAGCGCUCGACGAUAUCCAACGCGAAAUAGAAAUGAAACUGGAUAAAAUGGAACUGUCACCUGUGAAAGAGUUCUUCAACACAAAGCUGAAGCAGCUACAAGACAAUCUGAAGCAGAUCGCGUCGUUGCGCCGGUCCGUAGAAGCGGCUGGUGCUAAGAAAAAACUCAUGAGAGAUUUGAACUGCAUAUCGUGUGAUGCUAAGGUAGUCAUGCCAAUGGAGGGUGAAUCAAAUAUACCAAUGUCUAGACCUUUACCGGCUAACCUCUCCAUGAAGCCUUACCUUAGUUAUGAAUUAGAUGCUAUACGAAAGGCUCAGGCUAGCAAUCUUCAGCAGCGCAACCUCCACGACUGGGAACAGAUUGAUAAACAAGCGCAUACACCAAAGGCGCCGCAAAAAGUGCGGUCCGAUGUGGACAAGCACACUUGCAACCGCUACUGCGGCGGCUCGCACACGACGACAACACCGGCGCAGCGCGUGGCGAGAGUCGGCCACUUCGUGAAGCAGUGGGGACCUGAUGUUUUGCCCCUGUCCUCCACUGUGGGCCAGGGAGAGGACGGCAGGAUGUACAAAAUGAGCACACCUGAAGGACAAUCCAACGUAGAUGGUACUGCGGAUCCGACUUGUACACCAAAGAUGUUAGCGAAGAAAGGCGAACCAAAGAUGCCUGAAAAACGACCCAUCGUUGUAAGUGCGGAGUGUCGAUGCCUAGAAGAAGGAGGAGGUACAAGUAAAUAG